ACAUCUCUCUAAUUUUUCAGACAAAACCAAACCCAUUUGGACUUUCUUUGUCUCAAUCCUCAAAACUUUCUGAAAGCUUUAAAAAAACCCACAAAGUUUAAGUUUUUGUCCUAUAAGCUUUAUCAAAACCCUCAAAAGGUUGAACUUCUUGCCCUAAGCUUAUAUAUUUUCAUAUUGAAAAGAGGGCAAAAAAUGGGAAGACCACCUUGUUGUGAAAAGACUGCAGUGAAGAAAGGGCCAUGGACACCAGAGGAAGACAUCAUCUUAGUUUCUUACAUCCAAGAACAUGGUCCUGGAAACUGGAGAUCUGUCCCUACUAACACAGGUCUGAGAAGAUGUAGCAAGAGCUGCAGAUUAAGAUGGACUAAUUAUCUUCGACCCGGUAUUAAGCGUGGAAACUUCACUGAGCAUGAAGAAAAGAUGAUUGUUCAUCUCCAAGCCCUUUUAGGCAACAGAUGGGCAGCCAUCGCAUCAUACCUUCCAGAAAGGACAGACAAUGAUAUAAAGAAUUAUUGGAACACUCACUUGAAGAAGAAGCUCAAGAAGAUCAAUGAAUCUGGUCAAGGAGAUCAUGAUGCCUUCUCUUCAUCGAACACUGUUUCACAAAAGCAACAUCAAAGCUCAAACAAAGGUCAAUGGGAGAAAAGACUUCAGACAGAUAUAAACAUGGCAAAGCAAGCUCUAUGCGAGGCUUUAUCUUUAGACAAAAAACCAUCAUCAAAACUUUCUCCAUCUUCAUCAUCAUUGUCAAUCAUACCACAAAACAUCCCUGGUUCUUCUUCCGAUACCACAACCACAAUCACCACUACAAGCAACACCACUACUCAAUUCCUAUCAGGGGUAUAUGCGUCAAGUGCUGAGAAUAUUGCUCGGUUGCUUCAAGAUUUCAUGAAAGACCCACCAAAAACAUUAACUCUUACAUCCUCAUCAUCACCGGUUUCAGAGACCGGUCCACUUGUUUCAGCAGCUACCGAAGAAGGCGGAGAAGGGUUUGAACAAUCUUUUUUUAGCUUCAAUUCCAUGGAACAAACUCAGAAUUUGACUCAGGAGGAAAGCUUCUUCCAUGACCAAGUGAGCAAAUCGGAGAUAACAAUGGAGCAAGACUCUGGUUUGAUAUCGCAAGGAUCUUUAUCGUUGUUUGAGAAAUGGUUAUUUGAUGAGAACAUGGUUGGCAUGUCGUUAGAAGGACAAGAAGCGAUGUGCUAGAACUAAAUCAAGUGGAAUAUUUCUAGAAUAUGAGGGUUAAUUAGUUAUAACCUAUAGUAUGUAUGUUUAUUAUUGCAUUAGGGUUUUAGAGUCUUUAGGAGCUUUUAGCUCUACAACACUCUUUUCCCCUUUUGGUGAUAUAAUCUAUUUUUCUUUUUUAUUGUA
Raphanus sativus (radish) is the source of this 1371-nucleotide messenger RNA. Its product is annotated as transcription factor MYB96. Gene Ontology annotation, biological process: response to auxin. The transcript has 3 exons. The record is from RefSeq and is a predicted model, not a curated record. NCBI's taxonomy places the organism in Eukaryota, Viridiplantae, Streptophyta, Magnoliopsida, Brassicales, Brassicaceae. Bases 193 to 1206 code for a protein of 337 amino acids.